CAUCUGUGGAACACUCUGCUUCCCCAGCCCCAGUAAACACCAGGCUGUGGUCACUGGGUAGGGACAAAGGUCCCAGGAGGUGGCCCUGUCACAGUCAGGCACUGCUGACUCUGGGACGCAGGACCUGGACCUGGCGUGGCCUUGGGAGGAUGUCUCUUCCCCUGGGCUCCCCUUCGAUGCGUUCGGAGCCCGACCCCGGGGGGCACAGCCGAGACCUUGAAGUGCAGCUUGCCUGCGCGGAACACCCCCGUUAGUAGGAGCCGGGAGCUGGUAGAGUCUGCCUGCGGCGACGCCACUGGCACGGCCAGGCCAGCAUGGUGGACCACUUGCUGCCAGUGGACGAGACCUUCUCGUCGCCGAAAUGCCCCGUGCGGUAUCUAGGCGACAGGCUGGCGGGCGGGCGGGCGUACCACAUGCUGCCCUCGCCGCUCUCGGAGGACGACAGCGACGCCUCCAGCCUCUGCUCCUGUGCCAGCCCCGACUCCCAGGCCCUCUGCUCCUGCUACAGCAACGGCCUGGGCUCCGAGGGCCAGGACAGCAUCUUGGACUUCCUGCUGUCCCAGGCCACACUGGGCAGCGGCGGCGGCGGUGGCAGCCUGGGUGCCGGUGGCGGCCCCGUGGCCUGGGGGCCCUGGCGGAGAGCGCCUGCGCCCGUGAAGGGGGAACACUUUUGCUUCCCCGAAUUUCCCGUGGGGGACCCCGAUGAGGUCCCGCGGCCCUUCCAGCCUACCCUGGAGGAGAUCGAAGAGUUUCUGGAGGAGAACAUGGAGCAGCCGGGGGCCAAGAAGGUUCCAGAGAGUCACCUGAAGGACCUGGAGACAUGUGGGCAGCAGGCAGCCGGGCCUCACCGGAGCCUCCUGCACCCGGGCUCUGGGGGGAGAGAACGCGGGGCUCUGCCUUCGGGGGCCAACAGCAGCGCGGGGGGCAGCCAGAGCCCCGGGGGCGGGGCGGCCCCCGAGGGCCCCAUCCCGGUGCUGCUGCAGAUCCAGCCAGUGCAGGUGAAGCAGGAGCCUGGCCCCGAGCCCGUGUCCCCUGGGCAGGCCCCGGAGAGCAUCAAGGUGGCGCAGCUCCUGGUCAACAUCCAGGGCCAGACCUUCGCGCUGGUGCCCCAGGUGGUGCCCUCCUCCAACCUGAACCUGCCCUCCAAGUUCGUGCGCAUCGCCCCCGUGCCCAUCGCUGCCAAGCCCCUGGGGGCGGGACCUUUGGGGCCUGGCCCCGCCGGCCUCCUCAUGGGACAGAAGUUCCCCAAGAACCCGGCGGCGGAACUCAUCAAAAUGCACAAAUGUACUUUCCCCGGCUGCAGCAAGAUGUACACCAAAAGCAGUCACCUCAAGGCCCACCUGCGCCGGCACACAGGCGAGAAGCCGUUCGCCUGCACCUGGCCAGGGUGCGGCUGGAGGUUCUCGCGCUCAGACGAGCUGUCCCGGCACCGGCGCUCGCACUCGGGCGUGAAACCCUACCAGUGCCUCGUGUGCGAGAAGAAGUUCGCGCGGAGCGACCACCUCUCCAAGCACAUCAAGGUGCAUCGCUUCCCGCGCAGCAGCCGGGCCGUGCGCGCCGUCAACUGAGCGCCCGCGCGCGUGCCCGCGCCAGCCCCGCCAGCCCCGCCCGCCCGACCCCCACCCCGCCCCGGUAUUUUGUAGCAAUAAUUUAUUUGCCUUCUUCAGAGGGUCUUGACGAUGUUACCAGCCACCUUCUGAAGCCCGAGGUGCAGGAAGAGGAGGGGUGGGGGGUGGGGGGCUGGUCCGGGCAGGUGUGAACCCCGAGUUCUCCACCCCCCAUCACCUCCAUCACCCGCUGCCGCCGCCUCUCUGGAGACUUGGCGCCUGCUCCCACGUCCCUGGGGGCUGGGUCCCCAGGGUCCCCCUCCACCCCCAUGGGCUGGAGGCUGGCCUUGGUGCCUUCCUGCCUUCGUGCCUUCCAG
Molecule: messenger RNA, 1924 nt
Organism: Sorex fumeus (smoky shrew)
Lineage: Eukaryota; Metazoa; Chordata; Mammalia; Eulipotyphla; Soricidae
Gene: KLF15
Product: KLF transcription factor 15
Exons: 3
Coding region: 315-1568 (417 amino acids)
Biological process (GO): regulation of transcription by RNA polymerase II
Molecular function (GO): DNA-binding transcription factor activity, RNA polymerase II-specific; RNA polymerase II cis-regulatory region sequence-specific DNA binding
Source: RefSeq, a predicted model, not a curated record